Messenger RNA from Drosophila eugracilis, 749 nucleotides. RefSeq lists its product as uncharacterized. Bases 31 to 690 code for a protein of 219 amino acids. NCBI's taxonomy places the organism in Eukaryota, Metazoa, Arthropoda, Insecta, Diptera, Drosophilidae. The transcript has 4 exons. The record is from RefSeq and is a predicted model, not a curated record.
CAUUUUAGUUGGCUUAGAACUUCGGCUAAGAUGGGUGCCUUUCAAUGGUAUGUUUAUUUGGGUGUGGUCUUGGUUUUAGGUUUGGGCUUAGCACAUUGUUUUCUGGUGUUUCCACAUCAAGGAUCGUUUGGUUUGCUAGCUGCUGUGGCCAUUCCUUUGGAACUUGGACCCAAAAAUGUCUACAUGGCCUUCAACUUUGAGUCCAACUAUGGACUGCCAAACAAUGACACAUACAACCAGUUUGUUGAUGAGUGGGAUCUUGAUGAUCACUACCUGGGCCUUAAUGGCAAUGUCACACCGAUUAAUGCACGACAGGAUGGAAGAGACUAUAUAAACGACGAGGACAACGAGGUAAGGCGUCGGUCGGUGGGAUCCCCACCACCCUUUAAGCGCCACGAUUUCUACCGCUGUAUUAUAAACUUCCUGACCCACUAUGGAUUCAAUGGCUCUGCCUGCCUGCUGCGAACAAUCUGCGAGGUCAGCGAAUCGCCCCUGGAUGCCCAAAACGGACUGGUGGGCAGCCUGUUUCAGAUUCUAUUCAUGCCAACGACGAGUGCUGCAGAGCAAGAACUACAGCACGUGGACGGACUGUACGAGGCCUCCGAUGCGGGCACGCGUGGCCUGGGCUGCUCCGAUUACGUGGCCCACUGCGAACAUAGUGCUUUGGACUUGAUAAGCAUUGUGUUUUAAAUAACUAAAAUGGAUAAAAAGUUGAAAUUUUACAUAAAAAUGUUUAGCCUUGGGUCGAG